AUGAUGUCCAGUGCGUUUGCCGCCAAGCUACGGGCAGGGGCAAAAGCGACAAAGUCCCCUCUGAAUUCUCAACCAAAUAGCGCUGAGCAACCCAGAUCACGCCCUAAUGAAGCGAUCUUUAACACGCAAUUUACGACAGCCGGCAAACGAUUUUUGACAAAAAUCAAGAAAAGUCGAGCCCUGCAAGUUGAUCGACGGACGAGAGGCUUUCAGCAUGGUCUUGACAAACGGUCAGUAGUCCUUGAUCCUUUUACGAAAAGUCACUAUCGCAUUUUGCUGGUGGAUCCAGAAAUGAUGCGACGUGAAAACCUUGCUGAUGAGCUUGAGCAGCGAUUUGAAAUCUUCGUCGCGCCAAACAAUGAACGGGCAUUUGCGUUGAUAGCGCUAUUCCAGAUAAAUCUUACCUUGUUAAGGCUUGAAAUUGGACAUGACCAAACAGCAGCAACCAGUUCAGCACUCACUUUUCUGCAAGAAAUGAAGCGUAUGUGUUUCCGAACACCGGUAGCGGCAAUUGUUGCUACUUCUUUCGAUACUGAUCAUGAAGUGCAAAAGCUGCUGGCUCGGGCACUCCAGCAGGGGGGAGUAUGUGGUUUUUUUGAAGAAGGACUUGGAUCCGACGUGAUGACUGAUCGGAUUGCCAAAAUCUUGCGAUCGGUUACUCUUGUACAGAAUGAGCUCUCGCGGUGUCGCGAAAUGGCUCAAGAAGACCAGAAGAGUAGAGCUUCUAGUCAUAUUCCAUCGGUAUCACCGCAAGUAGAGCAACACGAGCUUUUACACGCUACGAAAACACGGACGGUUACGACGGGAUCGGCUCCUGGGAUGAAGCGACUGCCAAUGACUGAAGCACCAUCUGCUCGACCGAGUACAGUGACAUUCGACCGACCAAAAAUGCUACUGGAGCUCAGUCUUAACCAACGAAAACAGUGUCUUAGGCAACUGGAGGCACUACAAACAACUCGCGAGUCCAUCCCACAUUCUGUUCUUGGCGUUCAUCUUAAAUCAAAUCCUGCAUCUUCAGAAAUAACAGCAACGCCAUUGUCAAGGUGCAAUUCAUCUUUGUCUCCUGGUGAAGGACAAUUAACUGUGACAAAGACCAUACCCCCGUUGCCCUCUCCAAAGCAAUUGAGUAAGCUGAUAUACACACGGCCACAUGAACUACAGACGCGAAUCGGUCGACAUCUUUAUGAGCAGAAGUAUGUUACGGGACCAUCUGGGCCAGUACCCCAAGACCCCUUGCUAAAUCACUGCGUUGUCAUUGAUCCGCGUGCACAAGGGCGUGACCUUUUAAUAGGGAAAGCUUACAUGCUGUACUGUGAGCAGCGAUAUGAUGAGGCCCUUUUGCAUUGUGAUCGUGCGCUAGGAAGUCCAAAUUUAACAUUGGAAAAGCUAGCACGACUACUUCGAGGAGCUCUGUACGAUAUUUGUGGAAAUCAUGCGCGGGCUGAAGCGGAUUUUCUCGCAUGUCUUCAGAUUGACCCUUCGAUGCAUGAAGCUCUUUUCAAUCUUAGUGUAGCCCGACUGAAGCUUGGCAAAGAUGCUCUUGCCUUAGAAGCACUAUCACAGGCUUUGACAGUUGAGCCACAUAACGAUAAAUAUUUGCAGAAUCGUGGACUAAUUUAUCGGCGGAUGGGGCACUAUGCACAAGCACAGAGCGAAUACGACAGACGUGAAAUUAAUUUUAAGUCUGUGUCUGGACCAUUAUUUGUCCGGAGUACUCUCUAUACUUCCGAAAGUACGCUAAGUAACCAGGACACAAUGUCAGAUUCACCGCCCUCCUCAUAUGUCCUGCGACAUAAUAAAGGGGCGCUCAGUACGAGUGAACUUGAGGACGGACUUUACGCGCAUUUGUUUGGAAAGCCCACCCCAGACAAGCUGGCAUUGGCGUGUCCACCAACAGAGCGCUGUGGCCAGAUGCUGAGUGCAAUCGUUGCUAGACUGCAAACGCUUUUGUUUUUUCAAGACUUUCCACAUGAAAUGCUAGUACGAGUAGCACAAUCCAUGGACUAUGAUGUAAUUGCUUGCGGCAAGCGUUUCGUGUUGGGAGAAAUGCAUUCUCAAAACUUUUAUGUGCUUUUGGAAGGAAGACUUAGCAUCCGCCGACAAUUCGGUGUCACCGAUUUUAAUUCGACCGUGACAACUCAUCAUCUUGGGACUGGCUCAGUUUUUGGAUGUGCUGGCUUUACUAUAUCGACCCAAGCGUCACUCAUUGCUGACGAAAGCGCUGAAAUUGGAAUUUUGUGGCCAGAUGUAUACGAAGCGACGAUUCGAGCCGUGACAUCCCAGAUAAACCACGACAUUUUUGCUUUCUUACAGCAAUUACGUGGAUUCCGUCUGCUACCCACAAGCGAACUUGGUCAUAUUGUAGGGAUAUCGGAACGAAAACGGUAUCGCAAAGGCGAAAUUUUACUUGAACAAAACGAGCAGCCGCGUUUUCUAAUCGUUUUGUGGAAGGGAAGUUGUUCAGUGUACCAGAAUUUUAAUAAUGCACCACUUAGUCGUCGAAGUGCGCGACAAAGCUCCGAUCGAGAUGAUCGAAAAGUGGAGGACAGCGACGAAACAGGUAGCGAUUCAGACAGUGACGAUAGUAGUGACAGCGACACAGAAACUGGGAGAACAAUAUAUCGACGUCAGCUGAAUAAAGAUAUUGAACAAUUCUCACUGCCAUUUCACCACUUAAUUGCCAAGCCUCAUUGGCCACUGGGUUUUCAGACUCGAACACGAGCUCGCAAAUACCGCCGUGGACGUCGCGAUGGAUUCCUUUUAUCUCAGAUGCCACCGCUUCUCAAGUCGUUAAACACAGGCUCACCUUCCUUUGUAUCGUUGCCUGUAUCUCGUCAGAAGAAAAAAAAUCGAUUCUAUAAGAAAAAUGCGCUCGUUCAGAAAUGCGUUGCUCCCGCUGUGUUCGGAGAAUCGCGUUUUCUCGGUCCAACCCAUUCGUCAUCCAAGUGUUGCAUUAUCGCAGAGUCAUUGGUAGAAGUGCUUUUAUUUGACCAUAUGCGAUUGCAGGAAAUGGGUUUGCAGCCAGACGUCGUGAGCGAAUUGUUCGACGUCGCCCCUAAGUACCGAAGUGAAAAAGAAGUUGCUCAGAAACAAGCGGAUACGACCACAUGGAAUGAAUAUCGCAGCCUGCGCUUACUUGAGUUGUCGAAAAAGCGCUGGCCUGACGCCAAGAGACAUCUUCGGGCAUUGUCAAAUGGUUGUAGCAUCAUACUACCCGACAAGUUGAUGCGCUAA
Molecule: messenger RNA, 3234 nt
Organism: Plasmopara halstedii
Lineage: Eukaryota; Oomycota; Peronosporomycetes; Peronosporales; Peronosporaceae
Product: tetratricopeptide repeat protein
Exons: 3
Coding region: 1-3234 (1077 amino acids)
Biological process (GO): phosphorelay signal transduction system; receptor-mediated virion attachment to host cell
Cellular component (GO): cell outer membrane
Molecular function (GO): protein binding
Source: RefSeq, a predicted model, not a curated record